GAAAGGAAAGGACCAGGAAAAAACACAAGAGGGAAAGAAAAAAUCAACUCGAAAGUUGUAACCCUCUCCGGCCGCCUGCAAUGGCGACCGCACUGACGCGGACGCGGACGCGGACGCGGUGGUCGGCGCUGGCGGCGAGCGCGUUGAUCCAGUGCUUCGCGGGGAGCUCCUACUGCUUCGGCGUCUACUCGCCGGCCCUCAAGGCCUCCCAGGGUUACGACCAGUCCGCGCUCGACGCCGUCGCCUUCUUCAAGGACGUCGGCGCCAACGCUGGCGUCCCCUCGGGAUUCCUCGCCGCAUGGGCGCCCGCGGGCCGCCGGCGCCCGUGGCUCGUCCUCCUCGCCGGCGCCGCGCUCUGCGCUGUCGGAUACCUCCCCAUGUGGCUCGCCGUCGCGGGGAUCGUGCCCGCGCCGCUCCCUCUCAUGUGCGUCUACAUGCUGCUCGCCGCCCAGGCGCAGACCUUCUUCAACACCGCCGACGUCGUCACUGCCGUCGAGAACUUCCCCGGUCGACGAGGCACCGUCAUCGGCAUCAUGAAGGGUUUUCUAGGCUUAAGUGGUGCAAUACUUGUCCAAAUAUACCACACUCUCCAUAUUGAUCCCAGCACUUUCAUACUGAUGCUGGCAGCCUUGCCGACAGCCAUCACAUUGAUGCUCAUGUAUUUUGUCGACGUCCACAACACACAUGAACGGUACAGCAAGAAAUUCCUUGAUGCUUUCUCUCUCAUCGCCGUUACUGUUGCUGGGUACCUAAUGGCUUUCAUAAUCUGUGAUCAAGUCUUCAUCAUAAGUUCAGCUGUGCAGAGUGUUUGCUCUGUGAUACUCCUGCUACUACUUUUGUCUCCAGUAGCUGUUGUUGUAAUGGCCCAAAAGUCAGAACCAAUACAGCAUGAAGAAUCAACCUCAGAACAAAGAAUUCGAUUACUUCAAGAAGAGGAUGCAGAGGAUUCUGUGAGUGCCCGCUCUACUACUGCACCCGGGGGAUCUAACCAAUACCUGUCUGACGGAAAAGAAAACCUGAAUCUACUACAGGCCAUGUGCAAACUGAACUUCUGGUUGCUCUUUCUCUCAAUGGCUUGCGGGAUGGGAUCAGGUCUCGCCACUGUGAACAAUAUCAGCCAGAUCGGCGGCUCCCUUGGUUACACAACCAAGGAGACCAGCACACUUGUGUCACUCUGGAGCAUCUGGAACUUCUCAGGGAGGUUUGGUGCAGGCUUCAUCUCCGACCAUUUCCUUCGCCUGCGAGGAGUUGGCAGGCCAUUCUUCAUAGGCGUCACACUAUUGAUCAUGAGUGUGGGUCACGCCAUCAUCUCCUCCGGUCUCCCCACAUCGCUCUACAUUGGUUCAGUGCUUGUCGGCCUGUGCUACGGGUGUCAGUGGGCUCUGAUGCCGAGCAUAACGUCUGAGAUCUUUGGGCUAAACCAUUUUGGCACCAUCUUCAACAUGGUGGCUGUUGCAAGCCCUGUUGGUUCUUACAUCCUCUCGGUGCGUGUUGUGGGUUACAUAUAUGACAUGGAGUCUCCACCAGAUGAGCAUGCCUGCCUAGGUAAUCAUUGCUUUGCGCUCUCUUUCAUGAUCAUGGCCGGUGUCUGUGUGUUCGGGUCUGCUGUCGCAUUUGUGCUGUUCAUCAGAACAAGGAAGUUCUACAGGCGGGUUGUAUAUGCGAGCUUGCAGUCCUUUCUAGAGAAAUGAGUAGUGCUUGUAUAAGAUAACAUAAAUUAUGUUCAUACUUUUACAAGUACAUCAUGUCAGCAUUUGUAUAGCCUGAGCAUCCCCCCUCCCAUCGUACCUUUGCUCUACCACUAGGCUUGAUGUGUGGGUGUGGCUCCUAUACCUAUACAACCUGAUUUUGCGAAUUUGCGAUUGAGAAAUGAAAACCAUAUUGCCUUAGCCUAUAUGUACAUCUUGGAUCGAUUCACAGUAUGUUUAUGAGAUGAAGAUAAAGUGCCACAGUUGCCUU
This is a messenger RNA of Phragmites australis (common reed), 1959 nucleotides long. RefSeq names its product protein NUCLEAR FUSION DEFECTIVE 4-like. The record is from RefSeq and is a predicted model, not a curated record. Gene Ontology annotation, cellular component: membrane. Gene Ontology annotation, biological process: transmembrane transport. The transcript has 2 exons. Lineage: Eukaryota; Viridiplantae; Streptophyta; Magnoliopsida; Poales; Poaceae. Gene Ontology annotation, molecular function: transmembrane transporter activity. Bases 81 to 1691 code for a protein of 536 amino acids.